AUGAGGGGCAAGUUAGGGGAGUAUGUCGUCGUCUCUGAUAUCGCUGAGGGUGCAUUUGGAAAAGUUAAGCUUGCGAUUCACACCCUGACGGGUCAGCGAGUCGCGCUCAAGUGUAUUCGAAAAGCUACGGUCAAUGCCCAGAACCCAAAAGCCAAGACUCGCGUUGCCCGGGAAAUCGAAUACCUUAAGAUCGUCAAACAUCCGCACGUCAUCAAACUCUAUGAAGUUAUUAAUACGCCUACAGAAGUCAUUCUUGUCACUGAGUACGCUGGCGGCGAGUUAUUUAGGUACAUUGUAGAACAUCGCUCGAUUUCGGAAGAGCAAGCGAGACGCUUCUUCCAACAGAUAAUGAUGGCAAUUGCGUAUUUGCAUUCCUUGGGGAUUGUCCACCGCGAUUUGAAGCCCGAAAAUGUUCUUUUGGACGAGCACACCAAUGAUGUGAAAAUAGCCGAUUUCGGUUUAAGUAAUGUUAUCACCGACGGGGAUUUCCUUCGGACGUGGUGUGGAAGUGCCAAUUAUGCUGCUCCAGAGGUUAUUAGCAAUCACCCUUACCCAGGUCCGGAGAUUGAUGUCUGGAGUGCUGGCGUUAUGCUGUAUUUGUUAGUGUGUGGGCGUUUGCCAUUCGAGGACGACCAUACCCCCACCCUUUACCAGAAAAUUCAGCAUGGGGCAUACGAAAUUCCUAGCUGGCUAUCACCCGAACCAAGAUGGUUGAUAUCUCGGAUGCUUGUCGUCGACCCUCUAAAGCGUAUCACGGUUCCAGAGAUACUGGCUUAUCCAUGGACGAACCGUGGUUUGCCAAAAUAUUUGUUGAAGACUGUGGCAGACCUCGCACCCCCGGCUGUGGUUGGCACGAUCAGUUCGGUCAUUGCGAAGACUCAGGAUGAAACAAUUGUCGAAGGUCUAGGCAAAGUGGAUCAACCCAUUAUCCUGGAGCUCGCUGACGCCAUAGGAGUGAAUGCGGAUGAAGUGAUGGGGGCAUUGCAUUUGGAUGGCGAGAAUGCGGUCAAAGUCGCGUAUAUGAUAUCUAAAGAUCAGAAGCGAUCAGGCCGAGAACGUACGCUAUGGACGGUGCAGAAAGACUCUGAUCCUAACCCCACUUUCAUUUUAGUCGCCCCUAUCGAGGAAGAAAGGGACGGGCACAAGAAGAAGCAGAAGAUGCUGGAAAAGGCAACUACUGUGGUAAGUACCAAAUAUUUUUCCGGGGCCGGUGUUUUCGUUGAUGACCUCGUGGCGGAGAAUAGUCAGGAAGAAUCCGAGGACGACCCCAUUGACGCUGAAUUCGAUUGGAACGAUGAGAAUGAACAGAAUCAUUUCGAGCUGCUUGACAGUAGUCUUGUCUGGGAUGGACGAGUUGAUGAGCAUGGUCGCCCUAUCAAGCCAGACCACCCUCAUUCGGCAACAGCAUCUCGGACAAAGAUCCGUCCACCUAGGUGGAAUUGGGGAAUUCGAUCUAGCAGUCCGCCAAUGGAAAUCACGUACGAGCUGUACAAAAGCUUGCAGCAUCUUGGUGCUGAAUGGAGAGAGAAACGCCAUCCAUGGUCAUCGACACAAUUGCCGUACAUGCCCCUGGACUACGAUGAUAUCACACCAAACAACGAUAUCUUUCUCGUCGAAACUCGCUGGAAGUUGAGGGGUUAUUACAUUCGCAUAGACAUUCAAUUGUACGAAGUGCAUGCUUCAAAUUAUCUCCUUGAUUUCCGAAAUGUCGGGCACAUGCCAAUUCCGUCUUCGAGGAGCCCCGAUGAUGGCAACCGCCUGAACGACGCUCUCUACAAGGUUGCUAAUCCUUUCCUCUUCUUGGAAUGCACCUGCAAGAUCAUAUCCCACCUUGCUGAAGGAGCCUAG
This is a messenger RNA of Cantharellus anzutake, 1848 nucleotides long. Its product is annotated as kinase-like domain-containing protein. Gene Ontology annotation, cellular component: cytoplasm. Gene Ontology annotation, molecular function: protein serine/threonine kinase activity; ATP binding. The transcript is spliced from 16 exons. The record is from RefSeq and is a predicted model, not a curated record. NCBI's taxonomy places the organism in Eukaryota, Fungi, Basidiomycota, Agaricomycetes, Cantharellales, Hydnaceae. Gene Ontology annotation, biological process: protein phosphorylation; intracellular signal transduction. Bases 1 to 1848 code for a protein of 615 amino acids.